Messenger RNA from Scophthalmus maximus (turbot), 1272 nucleotides. RefSeq names its product peroxiredoxin-like 2A. The record is from RefSeq and is a predicted model, not a curated record. The transcript is spliced from 5 exons. NCBI's taxonomy places the organism in Eukaryota, Metazoa, Chordata, Actinopteri, Pleuronectiformes, Scophthalmidae.
GUGACCUCUGACCUGAGGGCGGAGGUGGCGGCGGCAGCAGCAGCCUUCGGUCCGUGCGUCGUGACUCGGCUGCGCCACUGUGCAGACUCGAAUCAAACAGCUGCGCGUAAUCAAUCCGUGCCAGCUGCGCCUCGGGGGCGCGUAAAAGCUGCGGGUUGGUUCAUUUCUGAGGGAGGACGUCUCCAGCGGAAGCUGGAAUCUUGUGAAGCUGCAGGAGGAGUUUGUGCAGCGAGUGGAGGAGCCAGUGGCGAUGCGUUCUUAGAAUGACGAACGCGCAGAGGAGAGAAAUGUCCGCGGGACUCGCGGCCAACCUGGCGGCCUCGCUCGUCGGCCUCAUCACCGCGCUCACCAACUUCGUCACCGAUCUGUUUCUGACGCCGCCGCUGAGGGCCACGCUCAAACACCUGGAGGAGGCAGAGCUCAAAGCCCUGGAGGGAGAAGUGAAGACCCUGAGAGCCGGGUCUCUGUGGGAGGCGUCCGGAGCCGUGGUCGUGGCCGUGCGUCGGCCUGGAUGAUUUCUGUGCAGAGAGGAGGCUGCAGAGCUGUCCUCUCUGAAGCCCCAGCUGGACGAGCUCGGGGUCCCGCUGUACGCGGUGGUGAAGGAGGACGUCGGCACCGAGGUCCAGAACUUCCGGCCGUACUUCAAGGGGGAGAUCUUCUUGGAUGAAAAGAAGCGCUUUUACGGACCCCGCGAGCGAAGGAUGGGUAUCCUGGCGUUCCUCCGUCUGGGGGUGUGGCUGAACGGCCUGAGGGCCUUUAAAAACGGCUUCAUGGGAAACGUUCUGGGGGAGGGCUUUGUCCUCGGUGGGGUCUUCGUCAUUGGACGAGGACAGCAGGGAAUUCUGCUGGAGCACAGAGAGAUUGAGUUCGGGGAUAAAGUCAACAUCAUAGAUGUCAUCAAAGCUGCCAGAAGAAUCCCACAGGAGCUUCUGCCAAUAGAGAGGAAAUAAUGCUUUUGUAUUGUGGAUUCGUAGAUGUUAUAAUCCAACAUCUUCCGGAGCACAAAGCUUAAUAACCACAAAUGAAAGCCAUAUAAAUAUCAUAUGAUUGUUGUGAAGGCUGUUGUACUGUCUCAGGGAAACCCGGGGUGCCUUCUGGGUCACGACUGUGUAAGAGGUUUCCGAGUGUGUUAAUGACGGUCUGUCUUUAAACUCGACAAGAGGAAGCAGACCCGAUGUCUAAACGCUCGGUUUCCUUCGUCGCUCUGUGAUACCGUUGUGACCUCGGCAGCCCCAGAGACUGUGACCUGCCACGAAUAAAACGUGCCCUGCA